UUCAAGUUUCUACAUUUUAGCUAGGUACAAGCCGGCCAUGGACGGCCGGCGUCACGAGUGCAAUGACCAGAAUAACAACUACUUUGGUUUAAAAGGGCAUGCGACUCCAUUAAUAAUGAAGAAGCUCGACUGAGUUUCGGAAAACUAUGGGAUUGUCUCCGAGUUGCUGUUGUUCAGAGAACACCGAUGAAGGGGUAACCGCAGUUUCUGGAGGCAAGAAUUCAUGGAGAAUAUUCACUUACAAGGAGUUGCAUGCAGCAACUAACGGAUUCAGCGAGGACAACAAGCUUGGAGAAGGAGGGUUUGGAAGCGUGUAUUGGGGAAAAACCUCCGAUGGUCUUCAGAUAGCUGUGAAAAAAUUGAAGGCAAUGACUUCGAAAGCCGAGAUGGAAUUUGCAGUGGAAGUUGAAGUUCUUGGGAGGGUUCGGCACAAGAAUUUGUUGGGUCUCAGGGGCUACUGCGCAGGAACAGAUCAAAGGCUCAUUGUCUAUGACUACAUGCCAAACCUCAGCCUGCUCUCUCACUUGCACGGCCAAUACGCUGGCGAAGUGCAACUGGAUUGGAAGAAGAGAAUGAAGAUUGCAAUUGGAUCUGCAGAAGGCGUCAUGUACUUGCACCAUGAAGUAACACCCCACAUUAUUCAUAGAGACAUAAAGGCCAGUAAUGUGCUUUUGGACUCAGAUUUCAAGCCAUUGGUUGCUGAUUUUGGGUUUGCGAAGCUUAUUCCAGAGGGUGUAAGCCACCUGACUACCCGUGUUAAGGGCACUUUGGGAUACCUAGCACCCGAAUAUGCCAUGUGGGGAAAGGUUUCCGAGAGCUGUGAUGUGUACAGUUUUGGAAUUCUUCUGCUAGAGAUUGUUACAGGAAGAAAACCAAUAGAAAAGCAUCCGGGAGGAAUUAAGAAGACAAUAACCGAAUGGGCCGAGCCAUUCAUAACCAAUGGGAAAUUCAAGGAUCUUGUUGAUCCAAAACUUCGGGGGAUUUUUGAUGAAUACCAGCUGAAACAAGCCAUCAGUGUUGCUGCCAUCUGUGUGCAGAGUGAGCCUGAAAAGCGACCUAACAUGAAGGAAGUGGUUAGCAUUCUGAAAGGGUUUGAGCCAAAAGGCAAGGUUGUGCCCAUGAGAAUUACAAGUGUCAAAUACAAGGAAGAAUUUAUGGCACUUGACCAAGCUAGUGAUGAUGAAGGUGGUGCUACUCCUCAUGAUUAUGGGGUUUUUAGCGCUUUGGAGCUGCGGAAAAUGGAAGAUCCUUAAAAGCACCGUGGAGAUCGGAGACUGACCAGAAACGUGCAGUGAACGAGUUGUAUUUGAUCUCUUGAUUUGCCAAUUUAAAGAUGCAUAUUUCUUUUUCCAUGGCAGGCGAAAUAGGGUGGGAAAAAAUUACAAGUGAUUGAAUGUGAAAGAAAACAUGAGCGAAUGCAUGUUUUGAUUUAUGUAUUUGAAGCUGAGA
Molecule: messenger RNA, 1449 nt
Organism: Juglans microcarpa x Juglans regia
Lineage: Eukaryota; Viridiplantae; Streptophyta; Magnoliopsida; Fagales; Juglandaceae
Product: PTI1-like tyrosine-protein kinase At3g15890
Exons: 4
Coding region: 147-1253 (368 amino acids)
Biological process (GO): protein phosphorylation
Cellular component (GO): plasma membrane
Molecular function (GO): ATP binding; protein kinase activity
Source: RefSeq, a predicted model, not a curated record